This is a messenger RNA of Chenopodium quinoa (quinoa), 2013 nucleotides long. Its product is annotated as BTB/POZ domain-containing protein POB1-like. Gene Ontology annotation, molecular function: protein binding. NCBI's taxonomy places the organism in Eukaryota, Viridiplantae, Streptophyta, Magnoliopsida, Caryophyllales, Amaranthaceae. The coding region runs from base 1 to 1668 and encodes 555 amino acids. Gene Ontology annotation, biological process: response to red light. Gene Ontology annotation, cellular component: nucleus. The record is from RefSeq and is a predicted model, not a curated record. The transcript is spliced from 6 exons.
AUGAAGAAUAUGAACAGGGAUUUGUUCGAUCCAAGAACGGUGAUGGAAUCAGAAUAUGAUAGGUCACCGAAAGAGGGGAAUUUUGGGUUUGCUUUUAAUGAUAGCAAUUUUUCGGACCGUGUUCUUCGGAUCGAGGUUAUGGCCGGACCCUCCGAUUCUAAAUCCGACGCUGAUGGUUGUUGUAGUCUCUUUGAUUGGGCUCGUCAUCGCAAGCGUAGGCGUGAGGAUUUUAAGAAGGAUGUUCUCAUUGAUAAUCAUAACAUUGAUGGUACAGAAGUUACUGUGUGUCCUGAGGAGCAGGUUUUGAAUCAAUAUGAUGGCGAUGAUGUUUUAGCAUGUGAAAAUGAUGAUGAGGAAGCUGUUGUGAUGGUUGAAGAAGUACCUUCAGGAGAUGAAGGGGCCAAUAGCAAUGAUUCAUCGUGGAGCAUGGAAUGUUCAACAAUUGUGAGCGUGCAAACCUUGCAUAUCAGUUCUCCUAUCUUAGCAGCCAAAAGUCCUUUUUUCUACAAGCUAUUCUCGAAUGGUAUGAGGGAGUCUGAACAGAGGCAUGUGACUUUACGCAUUAAUGCAUCCGAGGAAGCUGCUCUAAUGGAGCUUCUGAACUUCAUGUACAGCAACACCUUGUCUGCAAAUACAGCCCCAGCUUUGCUUGACGUAUUAAUGGCUGCGGAUAAAUUUGAGGUCGCUUCGUGUAUGAGAUAUUGUAGUCGUUUGUUGCGGAAUUUGCCUAUGACCCCCGAGUCUGCUCUACUUUAUCUUGAGCUUCCGUCCAGUGUUUUAAUGGCCGAGGCAGUUCAGCCAUUGACCGAUGCAGUAAAGCAAUACCUUGCUGAUCGUUACAAGGAUAUUUCCAAGUUCCAAGAAGAGGUCAUGGCUUUACCCAUUGCUGGAAUUGAGGCUAUUCUUUGCAGUGAUGAUCUUCAGGUGGCAUCUGAGGACGCAGUUUAUGACUUUGUCUUGAAGUGGGCCAGGGCUCAAUUCCCUAAACUAGAAGAGCGCCGCGAAAUUUUGGCCACCCGUCUUGGUCGAUUCAUUCGCUUUCCAUACAUGACCUGCCGGAAAUUGAGAAAGGUUCUAAGCUGUCCAGACUUUGAUCAUGAGGUGUCAUCAAAGCUUGUUCUUGAGGCACUCUUCUUCAAGGCUGAGGCUCCACAUCGGCAACGAAUAUUGGCUGCAGAAGAAUCAGCUUCCACAAACCGUCGCUUUUUGGAACGUGCUUACAAGUAUCGCCCUGUUAAGGUGGUUGAGUUUGAACUUCCCGGCCAGCAGUGUGUUGUGUACUUGGAUUUGAAGAGGGAGGAGUGUGCAAAUCUAUUCCCAUCUGGUCGAGUAUAUUCUCAAGCGUUUCAUUUAGGUGGGCAAGGAUUCUUCCUUUCAGCCCAUUGCAACAUGGAUCAGCAGAGCUCUUUUCAUUGCUUUGGGUUGUUCCUGGGAAUGCAGGAGAAAGGGUCAGUAACAUUUGCAGUUGCCUACGAGUUUGCUGCAAGGUCGAAGCCCACAGAAGACUUUCAGAGCAAAUACAAAGGAAACUACACAUUCAUGGGGGGUAAAGCAGUUGGUUACAGAAAUCUGUUUGGGAUUCCAUGGACCUCGUUUAUGGCAGACGAUAGCCUUUAUUUCAUCAAUGGCAUCCUGCAUCUUAGAGCUGAGCUCACCAUUAGGCAUUGACUUGAAUUUGUGUCUUCCUCAGAAAACUUUUGGCAAUCUUUGCUAUCCUUGAAAACUUUUGUGUUAUUGUAACUUUCCCGUUCUUAGGGCUUCACAGGAACCAUACAUUUUAGGGCAAUAUAGAAGAGCUAACAUGUAACUUAUCGUUUAGUAUGUGAGAGAUCAAAAUUAAUAGGAUCUCACAAUGUUGUCCUUGCCGAUAGACCUGUAAAGCAGAGGGACUCAAUGUAAAUGUGCUUGAGAUGUUGUAUUAACCACCAACUUGUUCUGCUGCUCCAGUAUGGGGUUACUCAUUCUUCAUUUCUACAUGAAAUGCCUAUAAAGUAUGAAUGCCUUGCCUUAUUC